GCCCUGGAAUUGACUCAAAUACCGGCGACUUGAUGGUGCGUUUCUUCUCGAACGAUUUCGAACCGCGAGCCGUCAUCAAUUGGGCGGCUCGCUGCGAUCAAACCCACCGGACCGAUUGAGGGCUAGUUCGAUAUUGCAAUGUGGAGACGAUGCUGGGUUCGAGAAGGGGGGCAAGGGGAUUGAGCGUUUCGGAUACAGCAAUCGCACUGAUCAUGUUGCUGCAGCUGCUGCUGUAGGCAUGGUGUUGUAGCUAGUGCUGCAGGGUUGAGUUCGAUUGCUGCUCAACGUUUCGAAGGUUGUGGUGAAUCAGAAACGCUUGCUGCAUCCGCAAGAACCUACUGGUCUUUGGAGUGUUGUUGCUUGUCUUCUAGUGAAAGGAGUGAGUGUUGAUAGGUAGACUUGUGCAGGACCGGUGCUGAAGCCGUCUGACACUAGACCCACCAUCACGUCGCAUCGCACUCGCGGCUGCAGGCAACAUCUGAGUGUGCACGACGGGAGGGGGUGAUGCUAGCGAAGGCGACCGUUGCGACCUUGGGUGCCAGAUUGCGCAGUUGGGUGGUGGAUUCUGGGCUUGUGGGUGACUCGAUUCUCUGGAUUGACCUGGGUGACGGCUACAGUGAUCAGGCCGGGACGAUCGUGUGGUGGCCUCUUUUUGGAGGCUUGUUUGUGGCCUCUUGACGACGUGGAAACCAAGGCCGUUGAAGUUGAGCAGGCUCAGGGGGGGCUUUUGGCAGAGUGUCGGCGGAAGAGGAAUUUGUUUGUGCAGAAUAGAGAUUGCCGGAAUUGCUGGCUACAGGCGAGUGAAGAUUCUUGCAUUAGCUACAGCAGGGGUGCUCGAUGUCCAUGAGAUUGCGAGUAUAGCGCAGUUUUGUUUUCGUGCCGUUCGGGGUUGUGGUCUAGCUUUGUGCUGGUGGGGUGGUACUGUUGUAUAGCUGUGCACAUGGCAGGAGGGGAGAGGGAGAGGCGAUUGCGGUAGGGACGAAGAGGACGGAGAAGGACACAGGAAGGAGAGAACGAGUCUCUGUCGAUAAAGGUUGUCAAAUAAUUGUUCUUUUUAGUUGUCCAGAUCGGUCAAACCAAAAAAUUGAAUAAUCUCAGGGCUCCGUCUGUUGAAUUGCAUGGUUAAGCUCGAGCUCGACCUUGCCUGCCAGGAACAGGCUCACGGGAUUGUCACUGAUGUUGCUUUGUGCACUUCGUCCUACAGCUCAAUCCCUUGGAAUAUUGCUACUUCGUUCUUGUCCACAUCACGUGGAAUUAUGCACAGAAGCAAAGUUUCGAAGGUUGUAAUCUUCAGGCUGGGUUUUGGCAAGGCUCCGCAUAGGCUAUGGAGGCCAGCAACGCCCGCCACAAGUUUGCAGGUUGAAUCUUCGAAGGCCACAGAACCAUCGGAAGAAUUCAAAUUCGCUGCGUAGGAGUUAUGUUCUGCGAUGCACUUGGGCUGUUUGGAGCAGUAGCUUGAACAAUUUGUAAGAGUGUUUGCUAUGAUGAAGAGUUUGACGAUGGUUAGAAAGGAAAGGUGAUAAAAUUGGCAAUGGGAGGAGCCAGGGCGGAAGUACUUCUUUCAUUGGUUGUGGGAUUGCUAGUGCUCUCUGUGGGUGCGCAAGAUGUGAUGUCGGACAUAAGGGCGCUGCUGGGGAUCAAGGCGGCCUUAGCCGAUCCCCAGGGUGUCCUGAACAAUUGGAUCACUGUGUCUGAAAACGCUCCUUGCGACUGGCAAGGGGUGAUAUGUUGGGCUGGCCGUGUCUACGAGAUCCGAUUGCAACAGUCCAAUUUGCAAGGCCCUCUCUCAGUGGACAUUGGCGGCUUGAGCGAGCUUCGGCGAUUAAAUGUGCACACCAAUCGUUUGAACGGCAACAUACCGGCGUCGCUCGGUAACUGCAGCCGUUUGCACGCGAUAUACCUCUUCAACAAUGAAUUUUCUGGCAAUAUUCCCCGGGAGAUUUUCCUUGGUUGUCCAGGGCUGCGGGUGUUGAGUAUUUCGCACAACAGGAUCGUCGGGGUUUUACCAGCCGAGGUUGGAACCUCGCGAGUCCUCCGAAGUCUUGACCUGACGAGCAACUUGAUCAUGGGGAGUAUCCCCGUGGAGCUUUCUCGGUGCUUGGGGCUCAACGUGCUCGCUCUCGGCGAUAACCUCUUGUCCGGAAGCCUCCCCUAUGCGUUCGGCCGUUUAUUAAACCUCGAACGUCUCGACGUCAGCAGCAACCAGCUUGGCGGCGAGAUUCCUGUGGAGCUCUCAAGUUUGGGAAUGCUGCAAUCUUUGAACCUUGCGCACAAUAAUCUCACAGGAAGCGUUCCCAACAUCUUCUCCACUCUUCCAAGGUUGCAAAAUUUGCGUCUCGCGGACAAUCUUCUGAGCGGGCCUCUACCAGCAGAGAUUGGCAGUGCUGUGGCGUUGCAGGAGCUCGACGUGGCGGCGAAUUUUCUCUCGGGAGGAUUGCCAGUGUCUCUUUUUAACCUUACGGAAUUGCGUAUCCUUACUAUCUCCCGCAACCUCUUCACUGGUGGCAUUCCAGCGCUAAGCGGGUUGCAGAGUAUACAAUCUCUGGAUUUAAGUUUCAAUGCAUUUGACGGCGCUAUUCCGAGCAGUGUGACGCAACUUGAGAAUUUGAGGGUGCUCGCUCUCUCUGGGAACAAGCUGACAGGGAGUGUUCCUGAGGGACUCGGACUCCUCACAAAGGUACAAUACUUAGCUCUCGACGGGAAUCUCCUGGAGGGCGGCAUUCCGGCCGAUUUAGCGUCGCUUCAAGCGUUAACUACUCUGUCUCUCGCAUCGAAUGGUCUCACUGGUUCUAUCCCAGCGACGCUUGCAGAGUGCACGCAGCUUCAAAUCCUCGACCUCCGGGAGAAUAGAUUGUCUGGCCCCAUUCCAACGUCUCUCGGGUCUCUCCGCAAUUUGCAGGUACUACAAUUAGGGGGGAACGAUUUGAGCGGAGCCCUGCCUCCAGAGCUGGGUAACUGCUUGAAUCUGCGGACCUUAAACCUCAGCAGGCAGAGCUUGACGGGUAGCAUACCAUCGUCCUAUACAUUCCUUCCCAAUUUGCAAGAGCUUGCGCUGGAGGAGAAUCGCAUAAAUGGCAGUAUCCCUGUGGGAUUUAUAAAUCUUCCAGAGCUUGCUGUGGUCUCUUUGAGUGGUAACUUUUUGAGUGGGCCUAUACGCGCCGAGCUCGUACGAAACCCUAAACUGACAAGUCUUAGACUUGCUAGAAACCGCUUUUCUGGAGAAAUUCCCACAGAUAUCGGCGUCGCCACUAACCUUGAGAUCCUCGACUUGAGCGUCAAUCAGCUCUACGGCACUCUUCCUCCAUCACUCGCGAAUUGCACUAAUCUUAUAAUCCUUGACCUUCAUGGCAACAGGUUCACAGGAGAUAUGCCCAUUGGGCUUGCGCUCCUCCCAAGAUUAGAGUCCGCAAACCUUCAAGGGAAUUCGUUCUCCGGUGGAAUUCCUGCUGAGCUAGGCAACUUGUCGAGGUUGGCUGCCCUAAACGUGUCCCGCAACAAUCUCACUGGAACCAUUCCGGCGUCGCUAGAGAAUCUCAACAACUUAGUGUUGCUUGACGUCUCCUACAAUCAGCUGCAGGGCUCCAUUCCAAGUGUUCUCGGGGCAAAAUUCAGCAAAGCAUCCUUUGAGGGGAAUUUCCAUCUGUGUGGACCUCCUCUCCAAGACACAAAUCGUUACUGUGGUGGGGUCGGUUCCUCAAAUUCGUUGGCCUCAAGAUGGAGAAGGUUUUGGACAUGGAAAUCUAUCGUGGGUGUUUCCGUGGGCGGUGGCGUGCUUCUUUUGAUACUCUUGGUAUUAUGUUCUUUCUGUAUUGUGCGUUUCAUGAGAAAGCAAGGUAGGAAGACUAACCGGGAGCCAAGAUCGCCCUUGGACAAGGUCACCAUGUUCCAGUCUCCGAUUACGCUGACAAACAUUCAGGAGGCCACGGGGCAGUUCGACGAGGAUCAUGUCUUGAGCCGCACUCGCCAUGGGAUCGUCUUCAAGGCCAUUCUACAGGAUGGCACGGUGAUGUCAGUGCGGAGGCUCCCCGAUGGCGCCGUAGAGGACAGCCUCUUCAAACUCGAAGCUGAAAUGCUGGGCAAGGUGAAGCACCGCAACUUGACGGUCCUUCGAGGCUACUACGUUCACGGGGACGUCCGCCUCCUGGUCUACGACUACAUGCCGAACGGAAACCUCGCAUCCUUGUUGCAAGAAGCGUCUCAACAAGACGGCCACGUCUUGAACUGGCCCAUGCGGCACCUCAUUGCGCUCGGCGUCUCACGAGGCCUUUCCUUCCUGCACACGCAAUGCGACCCUCCGAUUGUCCAUGGCGAUGUGAAACCCAACAACGUCCAGUUCGACGCGGACUUCGAAGCGCACCUGUCCGAAUUCGGCUUGGACAAGCUUUCCGUCACCCCUACCGACCCCUCUACCUCCUCCACGCCAGUUGGCUCCCUCGGCUACGUCUCCCCGGAAGCCACCACGUCCGGGCAACUCUCCUCUGCAGCUGAUGUUUACAGCUUCGGCAUCGUGCUUCUGGAGCUUCUCACGGGACGUAGGCCUGUCAUGUUCGCGAACCAGGACGAGGACAUCGUCAAGUGGGUGAAGCGACAACUCCAGAGUGGACAAGUAUCCGAGCUCUUCGAUCCUAGCCUCUUGGACUUGGAUCCCGAGUCUUCUGAGUGGGAAGAGUUUCUCCUCGCGGUGAAGGUGGCUCUCUUGUGCACCGCGCCGGAUCCCAUGGACAGACCUUCCAUGACCGAGGUGGUUUUCAUGCUGGAAGGGUGUCGAGUGGGGACUGAAAUGCCGACCUCCUCCUCCGAACCCACAAACCAAACUUCACCCGUAUGAGUCCAGCUCUCUCUCUUCGAUCGGCUUCACGAUUCUCUGGACGCAGUUCAGCGCUGGAGCAAGAGGAGCGGCGGCUGUUGCGUCGUCCCACCGCGACAGUUUCACCACGAUACUGAUCCAGCCACAGAAUUUCUUCAGCUUUCUCACUGCUCUGCCACGCUACUGGACGUCUCUGCAACUGCCCGCCCGGCUGAGGACUCUACGCGCUCUUCAUAAUCUUCACAAUCCUCGGCCUCUCAAAUUGUUUUUCCUCUGUUAGAUUCUCACUCGUUGCCCCAGCUCAAGGAACCCAGUUUGUUUAGCUGCGCAUGUCUAGCGGUGCAUUUUGUGUAGCACACAGGUGCUAGGAUUCUUACUCGCUGUGGAUUCCAUCACGCCUGCUCCCUUAUUCUUUUAGCAACAGAGCUACAUUUCAAGCUAUUGAACAGAAGAUCCACUCCGCUAUUCAUUCGAUCCCCGAGGAAGCUUUUCUCCCCCAUCGAUAUUGUAGCAAUACCUCAUUAACUACUGCGACCACGCCGACUGCACGAAUCUGUCUGCUGCAUCUGUGGUGCCUGUUGUGCACAAAAAUAAAACAGCCCGAUUCGUCCUA
Physcomitrium patens is the source of this 5420-nucleotide messenger RNA. RefSeq lists its product as uncharacterized. Lineage: Eukaryota; Viridiplantae; Streptophyta; Bryopsida; Funariales; Funariaceae. Gene Ontology annotation, molecular function: protein binding; ATP binding; protein kinase activity. The record is from RefSeq and is a predicted model, not a curated record. Gene Ontology annotation, biological process: protein phosphorylation.